Messenger RNA from Osmia lignaria (orchard mason bee), 3279 nucleotides. The record is from RefSeq and is a predicted model, not a curated record. NCBI's taxonomy places the organism in Eukaryota, Metazoa, Arthropoda, Insecta, Hymenoptera, Megachilidae.
UCUGAAAUAACAGUAUUCAUUGAUGAGAAACGUAUAAUAAAUAAAAUCAUGAUUUAUCUGAACACCAGCGAUAAUGCAACAAGUGGCCGAUUGAAUUUUGUCACUUCAACAUCGGUAUCCCACUUUCAACUAACCCAAAUUUUAGGCCCUUCGAUCAUUUGAAAAUUCUCAAGUUUCAUUACCUACGCAAAUGGCCAAGUAAUUCAUAAUCAUCCGAAAAAUCAAUGUCGCAUGCUUAUUACAACGAACUAUGGCUCAUCACGAGAAACGAUUUGGAGAAACUCCUGUUGCUCGAUCGAAGAUUGCAACGGGAACGAAGAACGGGAAUAAAAGAGCAGGGCUUGAAUCUUCUAGUUCCAACUUAUCUUAGAUAUCGUAAUUUGGUGAAGAGGCUGAUAGUGUGCCAUGAUCAGAUGGUGCAAUCGCAGAAACGAGACUUGAUAAAACGUGUCCUGGAUUGUUCAAUUGGCCGAAUGCUGGAGUAUAAAAGGGAGAUCGUUAAACUAAACUGUUCAGAAUAUUUAUGGCCUGAUGACUUCAUGAGGCAAUUCAAGUACACCCCCGACGAUGUAGAAAUAUUCGUUUCAGCGACUGCCAAAGAUCUUAUUCAGCAGCGUAGAAAAUACAUAGAAGAAUUAAUAGAAAAUGCUUUCAUAGUGCAAAAAGUAAAAGAACAAGAAGAAGUUGAUAGUGUAAGCGUAAGCAUCAGUGAAGCUGGAAGUAUCGUCGGGUCCCAGGAAAGCGUAUCAAAAUCUCGAAGAAGAAGACUACAAGAGAAAGCUUCCACGGUAUCUAAAGUACCAUCCAUUCUUCAAGAAUGUCCGGAAGUGGUAGCAGCUCGGGAAGCUCGAAUCGCAGCCGAAAAAGCUAUGCAAGAUGCGAUACUGCUUAUACAGUGUCACGAGAGAGCAAGAAUGGGUCGUUGUGCUGGAUUGGAAUUGCAACGAAUGUGUACUUACAACCGCAAGCUGCAGAUGGGUGAAAUUAUGCCAAAAAAGAUGAGCAUAGCCACCUUCGUAUUCGCAGCAAGGACGAUACAAAGAGCUUGGAGAAGAUAUCUGGCGAAGAAGAAAAUGAAAAAACGGGCGGAUCGUAUGGAAGAACUAUUGGACAUGACGAUACCAAGCUGGAAAUCUGAAAAAGUAUUCGUUAAGGAUAAAGAAAGUUUUCAGAAGAAAUUAGAACUGAUGCCAGGGUUCGUUGAUCGAGUAACGAAAACGACAGAAGAUAACCGAGCUAAACUGUGGAAGAUCAGAGGACCAGGUUUAAUCGAAGACAUCACAGAGGAGGUUCGAGAAUGGUUCAUCGUAUGGUACGACACGGUUGGACACUACGACGCUUACCCAGCUGCACGUUUAGGGGGCAGCGUUCUAAUAGCCACCGGGGAAACUUUAACACCUGAAGAGUAUCUAAUGCGGAAGGGAGAGAAAGAAGCGGCUAAAGGUAAAGGUAAAGGAGCAGCUGCAACUGUUGCUAAACCAGCAACAGAUUCUACCAAAAAGAAGAAGAAGAUGAUACCUUGGAUAGAUGAGACAAAAGCAUUUUCCUUCCUCGAUGAUGCCAAUCAGGAUUUUAUUAAGAACUGGAGCUUUCAUGACGAUUCAAAUGAUCCUCAGGAUAAAAUAUACGAGGACCUCAUUAAGGACAAGCUUUGCUAUGAGCUUCAGUUGGAGAUGAGGAGAAUAGUUGAUGAACUGAUGAGGCUGGAGCUGCAAAAAUUGAAUAAAGCAUUGAAAAAGGAUUACAAAGCAGAUAAGAAAAAGCUGGAUAUACCUAAAGAUAAAAGUAAAAAAAAAAAGAAAAAAGGAAGAAGAGGAAAGAAGAAAAAGGAUGCGCUGGGAGACAUUUCAGUGGAAGACAUUUUCAAAGAGUUAGCUAGAGCCGAUAUCAUCAAAACCUACCCUCUAAUAUCCCUGAAGGAUUGGAUAGGGGAUCUAUCGUAUCAGAAUUACGAAGCAGAGAAAGAAUUUCGAAAUUAUACUUAUCGAAUGGGCGAAAUUAGACAGGUGGUUAUGGAAUACUGUAUACUCCCUCUCAGCUCCAAGGAAGUGCACCAAACUGCACCCCUGGUGCGAGCUGUUUGUAUCUGUGGUCUUCCACGACAUGGGAAGAGCAUUCUGGCGAACGCAGUAUGCUCCGAGACUGGAGCAUUGUUAUUCGACAUGACACCAUCUGUACUGGUAGAUAAGUACAUAGGACGAAAAAACGAACGCAAAUUAAUCACGAUGAUAUCAAAAGUGGCCCGAGAAUACGCUCCUUCGAUAAUCUUCAUCGACAACGGUGAAAAACCAUGGCUGAAGAAGAUACCGCCUGAAGAGAAGAAAUUACAGCCGAGACGAUUCGCAAAGUACUAUCCAAAGUUGGUGAAAAGCAUCAAACGUGGUGACCAGAUCCUAUUUCUCACGACCUCCUCGGAGCCAUAUAAAGCAAGAAGACCCUUCGUCAAGAUCCACGACAAGUUUAUAAUGAUUCCUCUCACGGACUACAACACGCUUUACAUGUUUUACAAAGAUCUGCUGAUGAAGUACCACGAAGUGGAUCGCAAUAUCGACGUCUCUUGUUUGGCGAAGAUGUCCGUGGGCAUUCCAUUGGAGUUCAUAAGAAACGCCGUCGAGAAUGUCCUAAAUCUUCGGCGCAGGAUCACCCUUAAGUUUAACCCGUUGAAACAGCAAGAGAUUAUGGAGGAAGUGUUCAAGUACGAGCCACCUCGAGCGAAGACGUUGAAGCAGUUUGUGAAUUUUGAAAAUAAAACUCCUCUUGGUAAAAAGAGGUUGAAGAUACUGGCAAAAGAGAAGCAAGAACACGAACUCCACGAGAAAAUGAAAAAAAUGCGUAAAUGAAGCACCCUUCACUGAAAGGAAGAGAAUGGAAACGAUAGGAACUCGCCAGAUAAAACGUGGGAUGUAGCCGCAUUAAGAGACAAGGCUGUGGCAUUUUUAACGAAUCCUUUUCGCGAUGAAAAUGUUGUAAACUCGUCGGCUGUUGGGCAAGCCAAGGAAAUCGGACGACUGAAAUAAAUUAUGAGGAAAACGAAGGACCACGAACGUAUUUGGCGCGGGAUGCCGUUCAAAGACAGUGACCUUUCCGGGAGAAACGUCUUUGGAAGAAGCACGAUCAUCGAUUGAGCGAUUCCUUCUUUCUUUCGUAUCACGAUUCGCCAACGUCCGUGUCCGGACGUGAAACUGGUUUUCGUCGUCUUCGUGGGACGCUAAAAACGAUCAUCGAAAAACAGGAGACAGAUAUAGCGAGGAAUAUCAUCAGAGGGGAAAAAAAAGAACA